Rhopilema esculentum is the source of this 1686-nucleotide messenger RNA. RefSeq names its product ER degradation-enhancing alpha-mannosidase-like protein 2. Gene Ontology annotation, cellular component: endoplasmic reticulum; membrane. The record is from RefSeq and is a predicted model, not a curated record. Gene Ontology annotation, biological process: endoplasmic reticulum mannose trimming; carbohydrate metabolic process; mannose trimming involved in glycoprotein ERAD pathway. NCBI's taxonomy places the organism in Eukaryota, Metazoa, Cnidaria, Scyphozoa, Rhizostomeae, Rhizostomatidae. Gene Ontology annotation, molecular function: calcium ion binding; mannosyl-oligosaccharide 1,2-alpha-mannosidase activity.
ACUACACUGCCUGAAGAUAAACUUUAUUGAUACGAAAAUGCAUCUUUUCAAAGUUGCUAUCAUUUUGGUUACCUUAUUGCUUACAGUAAAUAGUAUAAGCAAGAGAGACAUGAAAUUGUAUAGAGAAAAAGCAAGAACAAUGUUCUACCAUGGUUACAAUGGAUAUCUUAAUUAUGGAUUUCCUUAUGAUGAGUUAAGGCCAAUAUCAUGUACUGGUCAUGACACAUGGGGAAGCUACCACUUAACUUUGGUUGAUUCACUUGAUACACUCUUGAUCAUGGGGAACUCUUCUGAAUUUCUAAGAGUUGUAAAAAUCAUAGAAGACGAAAUGACCUUUGAAAAAGACAUAAAUGUUUCGGUAUUUGAAACAAAUAUUAGAGUUAUUGGAGGACUUCUUUCUGCGCAUCUUCUUAUGAACAAAGCAACAACAGUAUUAGAACCAGGCUGGCCUUGUCAAGGCAAGCUGUUAAAUUUAGCAAAAAAAGCUGCUGAAAAACUAUUGCCAGCUUUCAAUACUUCAACUUCUAUGCCAUAUGGUACAGUCAAUCUCUUAAAGGGAGUGCCUGAGGGUGAAACGACAAUAACAUGUACUGCCAGUGUCGGAACGUUCAUUCUGGAGUUUGCAACACUUACCCAACUUACAGGAGAUCAAAGAUUUGAAGCAGCUGCGAUGGAGGCACUGGAAUCGCUUUACAAAAAAAGAUCUACAAAAGGAUUGGUUGGCAAUCAUAUUGAUGUAUCUGAUGGAAGAUGGACGGCUGUUGAUUCCGGUAUUGGCGCAGGGGUUGAUUCGUAUUUUGAAUACCUUGUAAAAGGUGGAAUUAUGUUUGGUGAAACCAAGCUUAUCGACAUGUUUAGAGAACUGAAUAAAAAGAUUCACAAAUACUUGAAAUUCGAUGACUGGUACGUUUGGGUUCACAUGGAGAAGUCGUCGAUCUCGUUGCCUGUUUUCCAAUCACUGGAUGCCUAUUGGCCAGGAUUGCAAACUCUUCUUGGAGAUAUAGGAGAAGCUUCCCGUACGCUGUUCAAAUAUCAUAGUGUGUGGAAAAAGUUUGGAUUCACGCCAGAGUUUUAUCAGAUUGCGUCAACGGAGACCUUUCAUGGUAGAGAGGGCUACCCGCUUAGACCAGAGCUUAUUGAAAGCACGAUGUAUUUAUAUCAAGCCACGAAAGAUCCAUAUUAUCUACAAAUUGGAGUAGACAUCCUAGAAUCUAUAGAAAGACACACAAGAACGCCAUGUGGAUAUGCAACUGUACGCAAUGUCAACACUCAUGAAUUAGAAGACCGCAUGGAAUCGUUCUUCUUGGCAGAAACUACAAAAUACCUGUUCCUUUUAUUUGAUGAGGACAAUUUUAUUCAUAAGAGUGAUGGUUCAAUCUUCUCACCAAGACCCAACGAGCCGACGCAAUGCUUGAUGGGAAGCCUUGGAUAUAUAUUUAACACUGAAGCGCAUCCGCUGGACAUUGGCGCUGUUGGUUGUUGUAGAAAUUUUAAUAGGACAUCAAACACAUUAUUAAACGCAGAUAAAAUUGAUGAGUUGCAAAAAGGCAGCCAAGAUUUCUUAACCGGACAGUACAAAUGUAAACCUAGGCCAUUUUAUCAACGACUGUUUGCUAACGGGGCAUACCUAGAAGAUAAAUUUGACCUAUUUAGUUAGCAUUGUUUAUUGAGCAGAUGAGUGUGAAA